AUGCAAUAUAUGGGGUUCCGAGCUAGGGGAGAGAUCAGCAUCGAUAGGACAUGGAGAUGUGGGCUCAGAAGGGAGUGGAAUAGAGGGUCCGAAGGAGAUAGCUUAGAUGCCGCCACUGGGGGUUCACUUGCUUACCUUGUCGGGUCACCUGGAGAG
Dovyalis caffra is the source of this 156-nucleotide messenger RNA. The record is from the annotation of a GenBank genome assembly. NCBI's taxonomy places the organism in Eukaryota, Viridiplantae, Streptophyta, Magnoliopsida, Malpighiales, Salicaceae.